AUGAACCAUCACACUACUAUCAUCAUUGGUGCCGGAAUCUCCGGAAUUAAGGCUGCCAACGAUCUCACUCAAAACGGUAUCGACACUCUUAUUCUCGAAGCACGUGACCGACUAGGUGGUAGACUUCAUACUAUCAAAACUGAAUCCGGCAUUCCACUAGAUAUUGGUGCCUCAUGGUUUCACGAUUGUCUCGUUAAUCCUCUUCUUCGUAAAGCUGUCGAUACUGGAAACGUCCAAUUCUAUUACGACGAUGGGAGAUUCGAUAUCUUCACCAAACAGCACGGCCUUGUUAACGAUAACAUGAAGUUUAAACCAGUGGCUGACGAGAUCAAGGAUUAUCUUAAGCAAAUUUGUUCGGAGCAAUUCACCAGUGACAACGAUAUAAGCGUUCGUCAGGCAUGCUACAACUACUUUAAGCUGAAAGGUUACACCCUCACGGAAGACCAGAUCCGUUAUGCUCCUCAGCUUAUCCGCUACUUUGAGAUGUGGAUCGGUAGUAGUUGGGAUUCACUUUCUGCAAGGUUGAUCUCUUCUGACGAGCACUGGGGUCGCAAUGCACUGGUUACCAACGGCUAUAUGACCUUUUAUUAUGACGAAUUGGAUGAAUUGGCUAGCGGUUUUGGUACUGGAAAGGGUACUGGAAGGGGUACUGGAAAGGGUACCGAUCUUAUUGGAUCCAGAAUCCUUCUUAAUAAGGUCGUGUACCGAAUCCGAUUCGAUCAGAAGACUCGGUAUAUCAUGGUUUCCGCUAGAGAUCAAACAACUAACGAGGAAACUACAUACUCUUGCGAUUACCUUCUAUGUUCUGUACCUUUGAGCGUUUUAAAGUUGAGCAGUUCCGAGGCCACGGGCUCUAUUCGAUGGGAGCCUCCGUUACCCCAAAGUCUUGUUGAAAAGCUUGGAAAAGUGAGCUUUUCUGGAUUGGGUAAAGUGUUUUUGGAAUUUAAGGACUGCUUUUGGCCACAAGAAACGGAUCGGUUCCUCUGUUUGGCCGACCCGGACGAUGAAUUGACCCUCUCCAUUACAGAAAACAGGCCCAUCACGUUCAGUUCUAGUGGCAGGAUAACUGAUGAUCCCGAUCCAUUCAAAUAUACAGUUUUAUUUAUGAACUUGUACAGAGCUGCAAAGGUCCCAGUCCUAUUGGCAUUGAUAAGCGAACCGCUUACUAAUUUUAUCGAAUCCAGUGAUGAUGAAACCAUAUGGAGGUUUUUCAGACCACUAGUGGCCAACAUCAGCAAACCCGUUGAAUCUGAACCAGUUAGUAUCCACCAUACCAAUUGGACAAACGAUCCAUUUUCAAGGGGCUCGUAUACUGGGGUUACAGUUGGCGAUGACUUAAUGCCAUGUAUUGAGGCAUUACAAGAAGCUAAAGGGAUCUUUGAUGGUAAAGGAAGAGUGAGAUUUAUGGGAGAAGGAGUUAUAGAUGAAGGUAAUGGUUGUGUUCAUGGAGCCUGGUUGACAGGUCAAAGAGAGGCUGGUAAAGUGGUUGGAAUGAUUAAUAGGGGAAGAUUGUGA
Molecule: messenger RNA, 1515 nt
Organism: Brettanomyces nanus
Lineage: Eukaryota; Fungi; Ascomycota; Pichiomycetes; Pichiales; Pichiaceae
Exons: 1
Coding region: 1-1515 (504 amino acids)
Molecular function (GO): oxidoreductase activity
Source: RefSeq, a predicted model, not a curated record